This is a messenger RNA of Esox lucius (northern pike), 8635 nucleotides long. Its product is annotated as LIM domain-binding protein 3. Gene Ontology annotation, biological process: muscle structure development; actin cytoskeleton organization; heart development. Lineage: Eukaryota; Metazoa; Chordata; Actinopteri; Esociformes; Esocidae. Gene Ontology annotation, molecular function: muscle alpha-actinin binding; actin binding. Gene Ontology annotation, cellular component: Z disc; adherens junction; stress fiber. Bases 5812 to 7368 code for a protein of 518 amino acids. The transcript is spliced from 9 exons. The record is from RefSeq and is a predicted model, not a curated record.
GCACCUUUACUCGUUCUCCCCACUGUAGCUACAUUUAUUUUUGCCAAAGGAUGCAGCCAAAUACUUUAACUUUAAACAUUAACUGCAGAUGUCUAAAAAUCUUACAUAUUGCCUCUUCAAGUAUGCUGUCGAUGUAACAUGGCUAGCUACUAUAGAAGUGUUUUCAAUCUUUAGUGCUUUAGACCAAAUCUUUCUCAGUUCCCAUUGAGUCAGUUGGUCAUCAAAAGGAAAGUUCAAAACAGUAUUUUGGCGACCGGUGAAAUGUAUGAGUCAUGCAUUUUUGGCUAUAAGGAACUAGAAUGUGAUUACAACUAGGCCUCAGUGUUUUUGACCAAACUACAUUGUUACUACGGUUAGUAAAAAUUCCUACCCUUUUAAAAAUGACGUGACGCACAGAGGUAUGAAUUGUUCUUCAUUAGUGAAGUACAUCUUUAGAAAACAGGGCGUUUUUCUCUCAUCCACACAUGCUAUUAACUCAAUUCAACUCAUUUAGUUUUAUAGUCAAAACAAGAGUCUAUAGCUCCAAUUCUAGGAAGUGAUGUGGCUAAAAGGACUAUCAGGAGGGAAACAGCCGUCAGACAACACCCUGUUGGGCAUCGUCCCGUCCUCCCGCAUAAGAGAGGAGAACAGAAGUCAAAUAUGUGAGUAGUGAGAGUCUGUGAGGCCCAGUAUAAAGGCACUGAAAGCUCUUUGAAAGGUAACUCUGCUUGUCACAAAAUGCCUUCAGAAAGUAUUUAGACCCCUUCACUUUCUCCACAUUUUGUUGUGUUAUGGACUUUAUUUAUAAUUGAUUACAUUUAUUUCUAUUUGGUAUCAUUCUACAUAUACGUUUUUUUAUUCAAUUGAUUGGACAUGAUUUACAACACACACCUGUCUAUGUAAGGUCCCAUUAUUCACAGUGCUUGUCACAGCAAAAAAAGGCUAUGAUGUCCAAGGAACUCUCCAUAGAUCUCUGAGAUCAAAUUGUCAAGAAAGAGAGAGAACCUGAGGAAGCUUAUAAAAAAAAUGGCUAAAGCAUUGAAAGCAGCACAGUGGGCUCCAUUAUUGUGAAAUGGAAGACAUUUGGAACCACCAAGAGUUCUUAGAACUGGUCGUCUGGCCAAACAAAUUAACCAAGCAAGAAGGACCUUGAUCAUGGAGGUGACCAAGAACCCAAUGUCCUCUAACAGCUGCAGAGCUUUUUUGCUCAACUGGCCAGAAGGACAACCCUUCUCCAUCAAUCAGGACUUUAUGGCAGAGUUGCUGGCAUAUAAAGGCAUAUGCCCUGCUACCUGAAAGAAUUUUAGAGUAUGGGGGAAAAUAUUAUUUGGACUGGUGAGAAAUCAAACUAUUAGGCCUGAAUAGCAAGCACUACAUCUAGCAAAUACAAAGUACAUUUCAUCGCCUGGAUAAUACCACCCACCAUAGAGCAUGGUGGUGGGAGCCUCAGGCUAUGGGAAUGCUUCUCAGCAGCAGGGACUGAAAGACUGGUCAGGAUUGAGGGAGGGAUGGCAAAAAAACACUGAAAGGUUCUUAAACAUAGUCCAGAGAGCACAGGACCUCAGGCAAUAGUGAAGAUUAGUCUUUCAGUACAACAACGACACAGAACACAUAGACAAGACAACACAGAAUGGCUUUGGGACAAGUCUAUGAAUGUACUUGAGUGGACCAGCCAAAGCCUAGACUUAUUCUCGAUUGAACGUCUGUGGGGAAACCUGAAGAUCAGCAGUUCACAGUUCUCCAACCACUCUGACAAAGCUUGAGAGGAUUUGAAUGGAUUGAAGAAACCAAGUCCAAGUGUGAAAUGUUGAUUGAGGCUACCCCUGUAACACUUGAAGCUAUAAUUGCUGCCAAAGGCUUUUCCAUAAAGUACUGUAAAGGGUAUCUGAAUACUUAUGUGCAUCAGAUGUACAUUUUAUAUUCAAUAAAUUGGCAAACUUUUAUAUAUGUGUUUUCCCAUAGAUAUUGUGUGUAGAUGAAUGUGAAAAUGUUUAUAUAAUACAUUCUAAAUUAGGUCUAUAACACAACAAAAUGUGAAGAAAGUGAAGGGGUCUGAAUAAUUUCCAAAGGCAGUUUAUGAAACUGGUGUUACUUAGCACUGCUGUGAUGCGUGAACUAUUAUUGCCCCUUUGUAUCCGUUGGAAAACUGCUAACAGCUUCUUCCCUGCCUGGACAUGCUCCUUGGCAUCAACUUCCCCUGAAAGAGAUUUCCACCUGCAUGCAAUGCAUGCUGGGUAGACAGUGUUUGCACUGGAGCACCUGUGCCUCUAGGUGGCUGACCCCCGCUCCUCCUUCAUCGCUUCUCCUCCAUCAUUCUUAGGCUUCAGUCUCCACCCCACAAACCAGAUCUCAUUCUCCACUUUUGUCCAACUGAGUAUUUAACUCCUACUCCCUCCUUUUUUAUUAUAGAUUUUUAAAGAAAUGCACUAAACGUUUCAGGAUAGCCAUUGUUUCUUCACUAGAUAUCCUACUCUCCUCCCACCCUCACCACCAAAUUAGUGGAUGGUAAUUUGGUGUGUGCUCAGUUCUCAUGUGGUCAGCAGGAUUCGUGAUUUAGCAGUAUGUGACUUACAGGGACAAAAGGCUCAUGUGACAUCCUAGAACUAUAAUGGUUGUGUUAAUAUUACUGAAGAGCUUGUGACAGUAGGCAAUAUAGUUAUUUAUUAGCUUUAAUCGAUGGGACUAAUCACAGUUUUGACCAUCAUAAAAGUAUUUUAAUAAUGUCCCCUUUGAGAAUCAGAUGAAGGGAACCAAUGGUGUGGGGUAUUUAUGGACAGCUGUGUGUUUGUCUGUUUUCAUGUUUCAUGUGUCUGCAUUAAUAUGUUCCCUUGUCUUAGAUUGGAUCAGGUUAGUCAGUCUCUGCCUCAUCCAGUACAGCCCUCCACCCUCUUCCCUUAAUCUCAAGCACCAUUCACAAAUCCCAACCUCCAUUCUUCCUACACCUUUUUAUAGUAGCUGAACAUAGUAUUAUACAGUGAAUUCAAAGUAUUUGGACAGUAACUAUUGGGGCCAGAUCAGAACAGAAGUAGUUUGAACCAAGGAUUAAUCUGUGCCAGUGAAAUACAGUUGUGUGGAGAAUAAAAGGGACUGCCAAUAAACCUCUUCAUUUGUGAAAGAUUGUGAAGGUAGUGUAAUGGCUUAGGAAAGUAUGGGCGCAACUAGAACUGGCUCAUUUGUCUUUGUGCAGCUUGACUAGGAUUUCAAACACUGAAAUGGUCACCAAGGAGUUUUUCAGUCAACAAAAUGUAUUGAAUGGCCAAGUAAGUCACUCAAUUUAAAUCAAAUUGAGCAUGCCUUUGACGGGCUAAAGACAAGGCAAAAAGGCAGCCGAAACAAGCAGUAACUGAAAGUAGCUGUAAUUCAGGCCUGGCAUAGCAUAAGCAAAGGUACACAGUUUCUGGUGAUGUCUGUGGGUCGCAGAUUUCAGGGAAUCAUUGCAUGCAAAAAGGGAAUGGGAUAAUUUUUUCUAUUUCGGUAAUAUAGAAGAGUGACUUCUUUUAAAGUGCAUACAUUUUAAAAUAGUUAGAUGAAACAAAAACACAGCUUAGUAAUUAAGUGCAUUCUAAUCAACUAAUCAGUUAUUAUGACCAAGUACUAAACAACAACUUUAGUUAACAUACUGUUAAUCUUUUCAAAUACUUUUGAUAUCAUGAAAAUUAAAACUGACUAUCUGCACUAAAUAAAUAGUCAUUAUUUCAAAUCCAAAGUGAUACAAAACAGAUCCAAAAACAAAAUGUGUUACUGUCCAAAUACUAAGAGUUAACUGUACAUUCAAUACCGAGACCCAUUGCCCCUGCCUUGAAAAUCUGUCAUCUUAAUUUUUAUCCUCUGAAUUACCGGUAAGAGCGUGCACUGCCGCUCCCCAUCCCCUAUGCUAAACACUAACUCUGCCCACCUUGCCUGUAGUAUGCACACCCAUGCCAGCAGUGUUUUUUCUGUUCCAGGGAAUGAGGAACAGACUGACAUGGUAGCUGAGGUAUCAGGUUUCCUGCCUGCAAAGAGCUGCCUUACUAACCCAGUUGGUUUAGUGUGAAAGAUCCAAAUCUCUCUGUUGACAGUCUGCCUUGCAGACUUUACCUCAGGGGGAGCUAUAGUUCCAGCAGGUGGAGCUAUAGUUCCAGCAGGUGGAGCUAUAGUUCUAGUGGGGGGAGCUGUAUGUCCAUUGGUAAGCAGAGGUGAGAAAUUAAAAGGCCUAAUUUAGAUUACAGAAUAUAUAUUUCAAAUUCCGGACCGUUUGUAAAUGGUAGGUGAAAGAAAGGUGGAUGUUGACAAUCCUCUACAUUUGAUAUCUCUGUCAGGUGUUGCUUCUUAUUCUUUUCAUUCCUCUUAUGUUGUUAAUCUUAAAAGCUACCAGAAUUUGAUUUCAGCCUUCAAAACGCAAUAUCCUUAAUAUGCACCUAAAUUUAAACAAUACUACAACACAGUUUUGUCGAAGCAGUCUUUUGAUCGUGCAUGGAGAUAGUUGUUGUACCUAUGAAGGCCAGUCCUAUUUGAAAGCUAGACAAGAUGUCAGUUUAUGUAAUCUCCUUUUUGUGAGACAAGUUUAUGUUUAUGUGUGUGUCUGUCUACAUGGCUGUCCAUGUUCAAUUAGUGAGUGAGUUGUAUAUGGCCAAUAUCCCACAGCUAAGAGCUAUUCUUAGGCACAACACUGCAGAUUGCCUGGAUACUGCACUUAGCCAUGGUAUAUUGGCUAUACACCACACACAUCUUGUCCUAUUGAUUAAAUGUGCUCAUCUGACACUGGUUAGCAACGCUAUUAGAGCAGUAGAAAGUGAGGUGGUGUCAUACCUGUGAUAUAAACCAGAUGUUUUAACUCCAGAAUGCUGAUUGGCUGAAACCCGUGGUGUAUGUAAGCAACAAGCCACAAGGGGGUGUGGCAUAUGGACAAUAUACCACAAGUAAGAGCUGUUAGGCACAACCUACCUUGGAGUGUCAUACCCUGGGUAUAUGGUCUCAUAUACAACAGGUAUCAGCCAAUCAGCUUUCGAGAUUCAUAUCACCCAGUUCAUAAGAGACCAUAUAAAACAGGAGUGAUAUCACAUUGUUUUUACUACUCUAAUUGUGUUGGUAGUGAGGCAUCUUGGGAGUUGAGAUAUACAAGGCCAACUGAGAACCAUUUCCUACUUUCCCUUCAGCUGAAACAUUUGUUGGUGUGUCACUAGUCUAAAAGCUGUUUGCCCUAGAAAACCUUGUUUGAAAAUACUUAAUCCUAGAAAUAGUUUUCAUUGAUUGUAUUCAGAAGGAAUUGAAAAUAGUGGCAUUAGAAUCUCUGUGGCUGUCCCCCUUCUUUUCACCCACCGUCAAAGGCACCCUGUUAACUGUCACUCAAACUGAGAGCACCUAUUACCUGUCUUUCUGGGCUGACCCUCCCGCCUCCCCUGCCGACACACAAACACACCACUCCACUCCAGACAUCUAGCCUUGAGACACACCACAGACAGGCCCACUGGCACCACGACCUGGGAGCACAUGCUAACCUAAAAAGAAAGUUCACCACAGAAAGUGAUGAAGGGUUAAAUGACUGCCUCAGACUCGUCUCCUGACUCCUCUCUGUGCCAAACCACCACCCUGACACUUGACAUUCCAAGUGUCCCCUUUAUCCCUGACUGCCUGUGUAAAGUAGAGAACGGAUCAGCAACAUCAAUCUGAAGGAUCUCCUAUAAUGAAAAUGCAGCUUUAAGUAAUUGAGGAAUUAAGCAAUGUUCAGAAGGUGGGAUGAACCACCUUCCCAAAUCCCAUUACAAACAGAAGUGAUAAAUCGUGUGUGUCUGGUCAGAGAGAUGUCCAGGAGAGGAGGUCAGUGGGCUAGAAUUAGGAUAGGGGUCAGCCAAUAUGUCACCGCUAGGCCUGCUGCUGCUAGAUGCCUGCCACCCUCUGUCUGUCUCCCAGCCCGGGCACCUCCCCCUGGGCAUUGCAUUCAUUCCGUUCUCCCCAGUCGGGAAGGAGCCACCUCAACCCCACCUUCUCCCUCAGUCAUUCACUUCUGUUGAGCAUGUUCCGGUCUCCAUCAGCCCUGCAUCUUUCGCUCUGCCUGCUUGCACUUCUUCGCCCAAUCAGGUGGCUUCGCCUGCUGCUUCCCAGCCUGUCCUCAUAGCACCCGAACCAGCCCCCAAGAGUUACAGCCUGCAGCAGUCUUCCUCUGGUUACAGCACCCAAUUCAAAUCCUCAGUCUCCAGCCAAAGUAGCCAGGCUCCCCACAUACAACAAGCCCCACCCAUGUACCAGGGGCCUCCCAUGCAGCAGGGGCCCCCUAUGUACCAGGGGCAGUCUAUGUACCAGGGGCAUCCCAUGCAACAAGGACCUCCCAUGUACCAGGGACCUCCCAUGCACCAGGGACCUCCAAUGCACCAGGGACCUCCAAUGCACCAGGGACCUCCAAUGCACCAGGGACCUCCAAUGCACCAAGGACCUCCAAUGCACCAGGGACCUCCCAUGCAGCAAAGCUCAAUCCACAUCCCUGUUGGACCUCCGCCACCAAAGGUGGUCAGUACCGCCUGCAUUGUGCCAGCUCCAGCCCCUGCACCAGUCCCUGGGCCACCCCCUGCCACAUCCCAGGCCACCUCUGAACCCGCCUCCAGCAGGCCCCCCUGGGUCACAGACGACUCUUUCGCCAACAAGUUUGACCCCAAAAAGACCACCACCACCACCAUUAAAGUGCCUGCUCUACCUCAGGGUGCCCCGCCUGCACCGGCCUACAUCCCAAACCCCGGCUCCACCCACGCCCCUGCCCAAAGCCCUGCAUAUAACCCGAGCCCCGCACCCUACAACCCCGCCCCUGCCCCCUUCUCUCCGGUCGCCCGGGGUGUGGCCCAAAGGGCGGAGCGCUUCGCUGCCAACGUUAACAGAGCACCAUUAUGUGGAGCCUGCAACAGCCUGAUCAGGGGACCCUUCCUGGUGGCGUUGGGUCGUUCCUGGCACCCAGAGGAGUUCAACUGUCACUACUGCCACACGUCGCUGGCGGACUGCAGCUUUGUGGAGGAGCAAAACGCAGUGUACUGUGAGAACUGCUACGGGGAGUUCUUUGCCCCAACCUGUGCCCGCUGCAACACCAAGAUCAUGGGGGAGGUGAUGCAUGCUUUGCGUCAGACAUGGCACACCACGUGCUUUGUGUGCGCUGCCUGUGGCAAGGCCUUUGGAAACAGCCUGUUCCACAUGGAGGACGGGGAACCCUACUGCGAGAAAGAUUACAUCUCACUCUUCAGCACCAAAUGUCAUGGCUGUGACUUCCCAGUAGAAGCUGGAGACAAGUUCAUCGAGGCACUCGGUCAUACCUGGCACGACACCUGCUUCGUCUGUGCGGUGUGCAAUGUGAACUUGGAGGGCCAACCCUUUUACUCCAAGAAGGACAAACCCCUGUGCAAAAAGCAUGCUCACGCCAUCAAUGUGUAGAUUAUCCAUCUGCAGCCUUGUUGGGCGACGGGCAGUCGCUGACAUAGCUAUGCCCAAGCCUUGGCAGCAAGCCCUCAAGAGGGGGCAUUGAUGCUAAUAAAAAGAAAGAUAGAGAAACACAAGCUGAAGAAGAUAGGGAGAAGAUAGACUGUUUACUUAGCCAUGACAAAAUAUAUUUUGAGUAAUUUUAUUGGUUCUGAGACUCAAGACAUAACUGCCUAAAAUGUUAGUUAGGUCUGUAUUUAUUAACCUCACUCACCAAUGAUUUAUAAUUCAUAUUUUUAUAUAAUCUAAUGUUGAUGUAAAUACUGUGCUUUGCUGCUCCGCUCAGGUGCUGUAGGGCCUCAGUGUGGUAAGGCUGAAGCUAAAGCCUAACUAACCUACAGACACUGGUAGAUUGAGUGGAUUGGCCAGGGUUUUUCAGUAAAUGACAUGCCUUAAUUCACAGAAUCACUAUGUGCUCUGUUUUGAAUGUAAACGCCCAAAUAGCGAAACACUAAUAGCUUGCAGUGAAUGUUAGAAAAACGUACCAUUAUAAAUAUUGCAUUUAACACGAGGUCUCAUGCUGGUCAAACAAGCACAGCAUGCAAACUGAUGCAGUGUACCAUGAAAAAUGUAAUAAUGUUUGAUAACACUAAUGAGUAUUUAUUGCAACUUUUACAGUGUUAUUUAUUUAUGUCAAAUAAAUUGAAAUGCAAUAUAUAGACAAAGGAUAAAAUGUAAGUUUAACAUCCACAAAAAUGUUAGAUAAUUAUUUUGUUAAAUUAUUUACGUUUUUUCUAUGAAUGCAGCUGCAUCAUACAGGAUUUAUAUGAAGGCCUUCACCUAAAGCGUUCCAUCCUGGUUUCAUUUGAAUCCCAGUAAAAUGUGUGAAAUCCUUCUAUGAUUUAGUAAUACUAUAGAAGCGUUUGGGAUAUAGAUGAGACAAAAGCCAUAUGGGUACGUUGAUGAGGUAGAAAAGCUAGGCUUUAUGGAAUUGGCUCCUGACUUGAAAUCAAGGAACCUCCCUGGUUCUUUUACCGCAUGCUGGCUCUUGCCCGGGUCUAACAGAUAGAUAGUAUUAAUUUUACACUGCAAAUGUCUAUGCAUGGUGAUGUGCCUUACAACCGUAUGAAGCACUAAGUUUGAACAAUAAUUUAUAGGAAAUAUCUGUCAAUGCAAUACACAGCCAAACACAAUUUCUCUACAACCAACAUAUACAUAUACAGUUUCACCCCUCACAUUUUUGCUAAUAUUUGAUUAUAUCUUUUCAUGUGACAACACUGAA